Messenger RNA from Amborella trichopoda, 2645 nucleotides. Its product is annotated as Zincin-like metalloproteases family protein. NCBI's taxonomy places the organism in Eukaryota, Viridiplantae, Streptophyta, Magnoliopsida, Amborellales, Amborellaceae. The record is from RefSeq and is a predicted model, not a curated record. Gene Ontology annotation, molecular function: metalloendopeptidase activity. Gene Ontology annotation, biological process: peptide metabolic process; proteolysis.
GAACAAGAAUAGUAUGAGCUCGGUGGACUCAUAAAAACCUGGUCCUUUGGCUUUUUCUAUUUUCUGCCUCGUUGAAAAACUGGGUGACGAAGCGCGGUGCUUGCUUGGUUUCUGAAGGCAGCAUAGCAAACAGAAAGGAACAGAAACGAGUUCAUAGCCAUUGCACAUUAAUAAGUGAUGGACGUGGCUAUGAUCGAUUGGAGAUGCAAUGGUGCGCACGAUGGAUAUCAAGGGCUUGUUUUUCCCUGAAGGAAGUAAACAUGGUAGCUUUUGCUUAUCAAGUUAAGUGCAAAUAAAGAGGGGAGGAUAAUCAACAGUAAACUCCUCCAACUCGCUGUCCUAUUUUCAUUUGGAUGAUGCUGAAGAUGAUCAUGAGGGACAGAAUACUCGUGAUGUUGAGAAAGAGGUAUAAUGGGUGCCGCAGCAACAGCAUCACCACCACGACUCUGCCGCAGGAAACCUCCUCUUCUACCUCUAUGAGCAGCAGCAGUUGCACAAGAAGGAUUGAUUAUGAAGAAGCGAGCAAUGGCCUGUAUGGACUCCCAAUUCUUAACACUCCCAAAGGCUUUCAACACUUCGUCGACCAAGCUAUUCAUAGAUCUGGAGAGCUCAUUGCUUACAUCUCCAAGCUCCCUCCAUCCUCUGAAACCAUCCGUGCCAUGGACGAGAUUUCCGACACUGUGUGCUCUGUAGUAGACUCCGCCGAGCUUUGUAGAAACACUCACCCAGACAGGGAGUACGUGGAAGAGGCCAACAAAGCCUCAAUGAAGAUAUAUGAAUAUCUCCAUUUCUUAAAUACAAAUCAUACUCUGUACAAGGCGGUGGUGAGAGCCGAACAAGAAGGUGUUUUAGCAAGUGCAGAAGCUCAAAGGGCAGCACACUCUCUUCGCAUUGAUUUUGAGAAAGGCGGUAUCCAUCUAUGCCCUGGGAAGUUGGACCGAGUAAAUCAACUAAACCUUGAAAUUACACUGCUAGGAAGGGAGUUUAGUGAGAAUGUUAUCAUUGAUCCAGGCAAAGUGGAUAUAUUUCCAAAUACACGUAUUCCAAAACGCAUUCAAAGUCUUCUUCAACCAAUCUAUCGUAAUAGAGCAGGUGGUUUGAGGGAGUCCAAGGAGGCAAGAGAUGCGAUGCAGGAGUCAGGAUUUCGGAUAGUCACUGACCCAGCUAUACUAUCUUCCAUUCUGAAAUGGACACCAGACGCAGAGGUCCGGAAGCAAGCAUACAUUGUUGGGAAUUCUGUUCCAAAAGCAAAUCUUGGUGUCCUUGAUAAGCUCAUAGCAGCUCGUCACGAACUCGCAGAGAUAUUAGGAUACAAAUCUUAUGCUGAAUUUGCUACUUUUCCAAACAUGGCAUCAUCAUCUGAAGUUGUGAUGUCUUUCUUGCAUGAGUUGAGUGAGAUUGUCAAGUGUAGAGCUGAUGAGGAGCUUCAUAAGAUCCGAGAAUUUAAGCGGAAAAUAUGUGGUGGAAGUAGUGAUGGCGUGGAACCUUGGGAUGAAGCGUACCUCACAGGAAUGAUGAAAUCUUCUACUUAUGACUUAGACUCAUCAGUUAUAGCAUCAUAUUUUUCCCUGCCAUAUUGCCUUCAUGGUCUGCAAGUGAUGGUAAAUUCAUUGUUUGGUGCAACACUUAAGAGCAUCCCUCUUGCACGUGGUGAAUCAUGGCAUCCGAGCGUAAUCAAAAUGUCACUUCAACAUCCGCAGGAGGGUGACUUAGGCUAUAUGUAUCUUGAUUUGUACUCCAGGAAUGGUAAGUAUCCAGGUUGUGCACAUUUUGCAAUCAAAGGUGGAAGGCAGUUAUCAGAAAUGAACUAUCAACUGCCUGUGGUAGCAUUAGUUUGCAAUUUCUCGGCUCCAUAUGGAUCAUCAACUCCCAGGCUCAACCACUGGGAAGUAGAAACGCUCUUUCAUGAGUUUGGACAUGCUCUCCAUUCCUUGCUAUCACGCACGGAUUAUCAACAUUUUUCGGGUACCAGGAUGGUCAUUGAUUUAGCCGAGACACCUGCAAACCUUUUUGAGUAUUAUGCAUGGGAUUAUAGAGUUCUAAGGACAUUUGCUAAACAUUAUUCAACUGGAGAUACAAUACCUGAGAAACUGGUGGCAUCGAUGAAUGGUGCGAAAAGAAUGUUUGCGGCGACGGAAUUGCAGCGCCAGAUAUUAUUUUCAGUAAUGGACCAAACACUAUUUGGGGAGCCGACACCCUCACCACGGGACACAGUUGCCAUCGUUGCCGAACUGAAAAGGCAGUACACUAGCUGGAGACACGUUGAGGGAACACACUGGCAUACGCGAUUCAGCCAUCUUAUAAAUUAUGGUGCAGGUUAUUACAGCUACUUGUAUGCAAAAUGCUUUGCAGCAACUAUAUGGCAGGAUGUGUGUGUUGAGGAUCCAUUGUCAAGAUCUGUAGGUGAAGCCCUCAGAACUCAAUUUUUACAGCAUGGAGGUGCAAAGGACCCGUCCCAUCUUCUAAGGGAUUUUGUUGAUGAUGGUAUUCUAAAACCUUGUAAGGGGGGAAUUGUGCCCAACACAAGCAGCCUCUGUAGGGAAUUGAACUUGCCACCAUUUCCUGUCUAUAGAUAGUAUCCUUUACCAUUUUCAGUUGUUAAAAGUAACCAAAACAUCUGUAUUAUUAUAGCUUUAUUGGUUCCA